GCACCAGUUGGUCGUGGCGACUUUUUCUCCCUGCAGGCUGCUGGCUCUUUCUCUGCGCUGCACUUUCUGUAAUGGUGAUUCGUCGUGAAAUGUAGAAUCGAAAAGGAUGACAAUGGUUUAUAGGUGGAAGAGUGUUUCGAAUUGCAGUUCUGUUUCGAGUCGGCUGAAAUACAUUCUGAACAGAACUUUUUGUUCAUCAAACACUAACAGCAGUAAGAAGCCUUCCGUCGUUAACAGUGGCAGCAGCAGCAGCAGCAACGCCCCUUCGCCAGCACCUUCGUUGAGCAAUUAUGGAGAGCAGUAUAAAGCCCUUGAGAAGCUUGAUUUCACGACGGCCGCAAAGAUUCUCUUUUCCGAUCCUCCUAAGAAGAAGAAAUUUGGGCUGGAUUUCCACCUGGUGCAGCUCUUCUUUGUGUGUUUGCCAUCAUUGGCCGUGUAUCUUGUUGCUCAGUAUGCUCGCAGUGAAAUGAGAAGAAUGGAUGCGGAAUUGGAGAAAAAGAAACAAGCCGAAUUUGAGGCACAAGCAAAGGAAAUGGAGCUCAAGGCUGCAAAAGAAAAAGAAAAAAUGGAGUCAAAUCCCCAGCUUUUGGAGGUGAAAGAAAGACUAAAUAAACUGGAAGAAAGAGUUAAGGAAAUUGUUGAGGUAGCUAAGAAGCAACCAAGUAAAUCCGUAACAGAUGGACAAGAAGUUGGUGAGAAUAGAAGUGCUACUCAGGUGGAACCAGAUAAUAGUCAAAAUGAAUCAUCAAUGAAGACUACAAAAGAAAGAGGAGCAGAACCAGCUACUCAUCCCUCACAAACUAAUCAAAAGGACAACAAUAUAUGAGUGACCUUCCCGGAUGCACAGAAUAGCGAUUGGCCUAGCUUUACUUCUCAAAAAUUUAUUGACUGUAGCAUGGAAGCAUUUUGCAGAAAAGCAUUACAAGAUUCUAACUAGCCAAUUGAAGGCCGUAUCGGGUGAUGUUGAACAACAUGUCUUGAACAGAUUCUUUUUGUAAAUUAUAAUUAAAGUGACUUGAAGAUUUUGCGGAAAUACUUGUUUCUAGUUGUAAUUUUCAAGAUGUAGGCUUGAGGUCCUGUAUUCCAGGUGAGAUUCUUCUCAAAUACUUAAAUGUCUUGUUUUUGAGGUUGCCCAAGGCAUUAUUCUGUCUUGUUACCAUAUGAAAUUUCAUUCUUCUUGACAAGGUUUUUUUGAAGGUUGUUGAAGCUUCUUCCCCCUGUGUCUCUUAAAGGGCAAAUAUAACCAUGUUUUGAAGUCUUCUAGAUAAUCAUGGGCAGUUGGCAAUGCGAUUCACAAUUUUUUACAUAUGUCUUUAAUUUGCCAAUCUUAUUUACAUAGUAAUUUCUGCAGUGAAACCUUUACUAUUACUCUAGUUGUAGCAUUCUGUUCGGACCAUUAUAAGUAUGAAGGAUGUGCUUUUGGACGAUGAUUCUGUGUUCCAGACAACUUCAUUGCAUAAUAGAUGUUGGGUAUUUUAUAAUUACACACGAACCCUUAAAUUAAUCCUUCUUAUGCUUAGCAUGAUCGUAGUGAUAAUUUGUUUCUUAUAGGUUUCUCUCAUUACUUUCAGAUUAUGGUAGACGUGGACAAUUAGUUACCACAUCGAUCCAAUGUACACACAGAU
This is a messenger RNA of Andrographis paniculata, 1625 nucleotides long. RefSeq lists its product as uncharacterized. The record is from RefSeq and is a predicted model, not a curated record. The transcript has 4 exons. The coding region runs from base 107 to 826 and encodes 239 amino acids. NCBI's taxonomy places the organism in Eukaryota, Viridiplantae, Streptophyta, Magnoliopsida, Lamiales, Acanthaceae.